AUGGCCGCCGUCUACGCUCAACGUCCGGCACCUUCAUCCCACAGAGCGCAGAAGAAGGCCAUCAAGGGUCCCGAUGUCGACGAGGACGAUUCCUCAAUAGUCGCCCACACUCUCACAGCAUGCACCCGCUGCAGACAUCGCAAGACGCGCUGCGACCCAGGGCUUCCUCGAUGCGGACCAUGCGAACGGACACAAUCGACAUGCGAAUACUACGAUCCCGGCCGCGGCCACAAUGUCAAUCGCAACUAUGUGGUGUGGCUGCAACACCGGGUGAAGGAGCUUGAGCAAGAGCUGGGGAAAGUGGAGAACGAGGACGGAGGCGAGGAUCAAGAAGGCAUGAUGCGUGCUGCCACGGUGCGCGUUCACGAUGCGUCCGAGUCCAAAUACCUGGGUCCUUCCAGCGGGAUAGCCAUCACCCGUCUGGUGAUGCAGCUGGCGAAGCAGUUCACGGAUGCUAAGAGCAUCAAGGACAUCGUGCCCGAGCAACGAGCACGACAAAUCAAAGAGCUAUACAAUCAGGAACAAGCUAAGCCGACAUCGAAAAUCUACCCUCUUAUCAGCGACGUCGCGGCUGUGGAUCUUCCCAACAGACCACUUGUAGAUCUGCUGGUUCAGCUGUACAAGUUGAAAGUACAGUCCAUGUACCCAGUGCUGCACGAACCUACUUUCGACAAGGACGUCGAUGCCAUGUACAACGACCCUGCGCAUACGACACCCUACCAAAACUUCAUAUGCCGAAUGGUGAUCGCCAUCAGCCUACAGAAAAUGGACACACAGUAUGCUGGACUCGCAGACAGCUACUACCUCGCAGCACUCAAAUAUCUUGAACCAGUUGUACGGCCUAUGGAUAUCAAGACUCUCCAAUGCUUCGCCUUGAUGGCGCAGUAUUCUUUGCUCACUCCCACACGGACAGCUAUUUACUACGUUGUGGGCAUUGCCGUUCGGCUAGCGCAGGCGCUGGGUUUGAAUGAGGAGAAAACCUUGACUCGAGCACGUCCGGACGAGCCGAUCGAUUACCUCGAGAUUGACAUGCGUCGGAGAAUGUUCUGGUGCAUCAUGGUCAUGGAGUAUGGUCUCGCGCAUUCGCUUGGUCGACCUGCAAUGCUGGCAACAGGUCAGGACCACAUCGAUGUGAGCUGGUUUGAGACUUGCGAUGAUCAAUACAUCACACCGGAAGGCAUCGAUCCCAAUGCUCCUCGACCGACCAUCAAGAAGUGGGUAGCCAUACAUUUCUUUAAAAUGCGAUUAUUACAACUGGAAAUCAGACGGAAGCUAUAUCAGCGGAAGAGGAAAGAGCCGAAAGAUGACACGGAUCCGUGGUUCAUUAGAAUGGAUGCAAAGCUGGCCGCCUGGAGAGACGCCUCACCUGCCUCAGACGGAGGCCAUGGUCUGGACAAAACCUGGUUCAUCGGUCGAUAUAACACUAUGAUUGUGUUUCUGUAUCGGCCAUCUCCGCAAGUACCUCGACCAUCUCUGGACGCUGCGAUGAAGUGCUUCGAGGCGUGUGACUUCAAUAUCUACAUGCAGCGUGAGCAAAUCCGAAGACGUAAUGUCGACAUGACCUGGAUCUUUACACAGUCGCUCUUCAUGGCAAUCAACACAAUGCUGUGGGCUCUCAGCUAUGUGGAGGUGAGGCGGAAGCACUCGCGGGAAGAUGUCAUGAAGCAUCUCGAUCUCGCCAUGGACGCAAUUCAACAGGCCUCCGCUCGAUGGCCUGGCGUGGCGUCCGCGAUUCAACUAUAUCAAAACCUGAUCAGUGCCGUUAUGAAGAUCUACGAGAAAGACGGCGACGUUCCCAUCUCAGCCGCGUCACCUUCCGAGGGCGCAUCACCCGCCUCA
This is a messenger RNA of Zymoseptoria tritici IPO323, 1839 nucleotides long. RefSeq lists its product as uncharacterized. Gene Ontology annotation, biological process: DNA-templated transcription; positive regulation of transcription by RNA polymerase II. The annotation marks the transcript as partial. NCBI's taxonomy places the organism in Eukaryota, Fungi, Ascomycota, Dothideomycetes, Mycosphaerellales, Mycosphaerellaceae. The transcript has a single exon. Gene Ontology annotation, molecular function: DNA-binding transcription factor activity, RNA polymerase II-specific; zinc ion binding; sequence-specific DNA binding. The record is from RefSeq and is a predicted model, not a curated record.